ACUAAAGUCAUAACACGUCAUUUCAUUUGAGAAUAAAGAAAAUAUUAUAAAAAUUAGAUUUUUCGUAAGAAUUUAUUUCCCUUUAAUAAAUUUUGUAUAAUAAAUAGUGAUAAUAACAUAAGUGUGUUUGUUUUAGUAUAUAAAAUAAAAAUGUCUGAAGAUGAAGUUGAAAAGUGGUCUAGAGACGGGCAUAAUAAAGAGCUGCCUGUGUCACCGAGUUGUUCCAGUUUCGAGGUGUUGGACCCUCAUGACCCUGUCCUCAGCAGACUCGCCACUCAGCUGUUCAAGAAAACUAAUGAUUACUUGCAAGGAGAAAUGUCUGCGAGCCAGGAUCACUACAGCACAUUGGAGGAGAUCAACCGGUUGACAAUCAUCAAGUAUGCCGAUCUCAGGAACCUGGCGGCCAACCUGAACAAGACACUCAGUGAAUACAACGAAAUGUAUAAUACAGUCAUAAAGCCGCUGUUACAGCAAAUUGACCAGAUAGAUGCUCAAGUAUCCAAGUUCGAAGUUAAUGCUUACAGGCUUGACGCAUACACCAAACAAUUGAAAGCUAGGUUUAAGGAACUUGAGGAGAAAUAAGUAAUAAUCCUAAGAUAUAUUCAAAUGUUUUAUACAUAGAACAAAACUAUGCCAAUUCACUUCAGAGGAUUAAGUCAGCAUCAAAAUAGUAAGUACUUAUAUGUUUUAAAAUUUCAUUGUAAAGGUCUUAGCACACCAAAAGCGAGUUAAGAGCAGCGCAGUUUGAAAGCUGUAAAUACAACAAACUAUGUGACGUUUAGGUAAAACAGGUAGUGUGAUGAGAGAUAAUCUAUACUAAUAUUGUGAAGCUGAAGAGUUUGUUUGUUUGAACGCGCUAAUCUCGGGAACUAGAGGUUCGAAUUGAAAAAUUAUUUUUAAACGGUUUUAUUUAGCUCACCCCGUUUGUUUUAUUCUUGGGUCAAAUUUAGUAAUUCAAAUUUCACCCUCUUCCUGUCAACCGAUUAAUCUGAAAUUUUGUAUACACUUUGGAUUUUGGUGACAAUAUAAUUAUGUUUAUUCAUUAUCAUUAUAAAUUCAAGAUGGCCGCCGUUACAAAAUGGCGGAUAAUUUAGGUUUCAUUAAUCCCAUCAAUAUGGGUAUCAAAUGAAAGGGCUCAACAAGCAGAAUACAAUAUACUAUAAAAAAUUGAAAUCCAAGAUGGCGGCCUCUACAAAAUGGCGGAUAACUUAGGUUUUAUCAAUCCCAUCAACAUGGGUAUCAAAUGAAAGGUCUCAACAAGUAGAAUACAAUUUACUAUUCAAAAUUAAAAUCUAAGCAGUGGGAUAAAAUGUGAAUUAAACAGAAUGCGAAAUAAAAACUAAAAACUAGAAAAUAAAAAUAGGUAAAAAAACUUUUUAAGUUAAACGGUUUUAUGUUAAACAUACAUUGCAAUGUUUAAUAUAAAUGUACUAAAAACCAAAAAAUAAUAAAAUAGAUACAGUCGUGGGAAUUAUAAACAUAUGCAUAGACUAGACUAAAAUAAAACCGUGGGGCACGUCAAUUGUCUACAAAUUAUAGACUUAAUGUGCGAUAGAAGAAUCGUUUAAUUCGUCGUUAGGCAGUUGGCCCGCAGACGGUGCGCAAAUUACUUACUAUUUUGCUGGCUAGCGAGGAAUCGUUUCACUGCUCGUAGUUUGUCUUUAAUCGACAAAACUUAUGAUAAAAGUACUACUCGCUCAACAUUAUGAAACCCUAAAACUCGCUUAAUCGAGCUUGCUAACUUGUUUCCACAUUCUAGCCCUACUUAUCACACGUCCAUCGUUGUCGGUUGAACAACUGCCUAAUUUUAGUGUAACAUUACAAAACAAACAUUUUAAUCAACGAUUGUAGACAAUUGACGUGCCCCACGGUUUUAUUUUAGUCUAGUCUAUGCAUAUGUUUAUAAUUCCCACGACUGUAUCUAUUUUAUUAUUUUUUGGUUUUUAGUACAUUUAUAUUAAACAUUGCAAUGUAUGUUUAACAUAAAACCGUUUAACUUAAAAAGUUUUUUUACCUAUUUUUAUUGUGAUAAUUACAUUAUCGAGGAAGGCUUUAGGCUAUAUAACAUCACGCUGCAACUGUUAGGAGCGAAGAAAUAAUGGAAAAUGUAAAAAACAAUUAUUCAUUCUUGAGGGCUUCAAUGAUGCCCAAAAUAACUUUUCCACGCGGGCGAAGUCGCGGGCACAGCUAGUUAAAAAUAAAUAGAAUAACUACAACCUUUAUUAUGACUAGUUUCACAAUGUUUAAGAGGGCGUGGGUUUAGCUACAGAUGCGAGAUCCAGCAGGUAGCCGUCUGAGGAUAGCGAGCUACUUCACUUGUAGAGCGAUGUUGUAGUCCAAAAUCUGAAGGUAGCUGUAGGGCUCCCGGGCUUUAAAGAGAAGCAGGGGAGACUAAAGCGGCACAAUGUUACAACUAUUUAAAGUCUUCACACAUCGACGCGGCUAUAGAGUUUAAUUCGAUGUGACGGGUUCAAAGACUUUAUUGUAUUGCAACAUUGUGUAGGUCCACUUUCUACUGUGCUGUACCUGACCUGCUUUUGUUGUGUACAGGCCUUAAGAUAAACUAUUUAAAAACUAAGUAAAUAAUUUAAUGGUUUAAUCUAACAAUGCACAAGCGUAUUAUAAUGAAAAUAUAUGUUUACUAUUUUAUUUUAUUUACUAAAAUAAUUUGGAGAAAAUUGGUUUUAAAAAGAAUUGAACAUACACUCUAGUUUUGUCUUUUUUUUAAAGAAUUGGUACGUUUGAUAUUGUUCGAUAUUAUAUAUAGUUAUUUAUACAUACCAUCACGCUUGUUUCCUACUUGGGUAGGCAGCGACUAUAUACAUAUAUAAUUUGUCAAAUUUAACUUUAGAGGUUAUAUUUAAGGUGAACCAUAGUAUAAUAAAUUGAAAUGGUGCAAUACAAAUUUAGAUUCACCAUAGAUAUGAUAAAGCAACAUAAUAAUGCAAUAUUUUAUUGUAAACAAAAUUAAUUAUAGAUACUUAGUUUUGGUACAAUAAAUAAAUAAUAUAGGUACUUUUAGUAUCAUAAAUCCGAAAAUCUGCCUAUUUUUAUGGCUAAACCGCUGUACCUUAAAAA
This is a messenger RNA of Amyelois transitella, 3078 nucleotides long. RefSeq names its product biogenesis of lysosome-related organelles complex 1 subunit 2 (gene Blos2). Gene Ontology annotation, cellular component: gamma-tubulin complex; BLOC-1 complex; BORC complex. The record is from RefSeq and is a predicted model, not a curated record. The coding region runs from base 151 to 582 and encodes 143 amino acids. Gene Ontology annotation, molecular function: gamma-tubulin binding. Lineage: Eukaryota; Metazoa; Arthropoda; Insecta; Lepidoptera; Pyralidae. Gene Ontology annotation, biological process: lysosome localization; endosomal transport. The transcript has 4 exons.